CUAGAGAGCAAGUAUCCCAUCAGCCAGGUCUGUACUCAGUCAGCUAAAUCAUUAGGCAGACAAAAAGAAGGAGUGGACCGUGCAUAUCCCCUGCAACCAAUUUCUCACCACCAGAGGGCAAGAACUCCACUGCUCAAGACUGGAAGUUCCCCAAACGUGCAGGAAGCUCCAAAUACUAGAUCAAGCUCAUUAAGCAAAGGGAUGGUUCCAGCAAGGAUGUCUCAGUUAGCUGCAGUGCUCUGCCAUUGGACAGGGGAGCCUGAACCAUCCGCUCCCUAUCUGUACAGGAGAGAGCCAGCCCACAUCCUAAAGCUGGAGGCAGAUGGAAGGAACCUAGAAAAGGCAAUUCAAAAGAAAAAGGCCCUUCUUGGAGAGAAGCUAAAGAGGACAGAGGAGACGCUUAGGAGGGUUCAAAGAGAGAAAGAGCUUAUCAAGGUAGAGGAGAGAACAGAAAGUGAAGUGGAGAGGACCAAUGAGCAAAAGGCCACAAGGCACCCUGAAGAGAAAACUUUCAGAGCUGCAGAGAGGCCAGAUGUUGACAUCUUCAGUGGGGCAAAGUUCACUGUCCCCAAGCCUGGCACCAAUCUCCACCCCCAAGAGCUGGCUGUGGGGAAACUCGAGGAGUGGGUGGUGGCCGCAAAAUACAACAAAACAAACAACAGCAAAAUACGAGACAGCAAACCCACAGAGCAUUCAGCUUCUUGUUCAAAGCUGGCCCCAAAACAUAGCCUUUCUCUCUCUGCCUUCUCAGACCAAGAUUCUGAUGACCACCCAUCUGCAGAGAUGCUAUACAUGCAGGCUGCCAGUGCUGUGGAGCAGGAGGAGUUUGGACAGUGCAGCUUCUGCAAACGCAAGUUUCUCUGCACAAGGCUUGAGAAACAUAUGAGUGUCUGUGGCAAGAACCAAGACUCCAAGAGGAAAGUGUUUGACUCCAGAAAGGCCAGAGCUAAGGGAACAGAACUGGAACAGUAUCAGCAGUGCACGAGCUCAAGGAGUCCUCAGGUAAUGUGCAGUCCCUUCACCUCCCUGGAUCCACAUCUACUGUUCACAUUCCUUCCACUUCAACAUCUGACUGAGAUGCAAGCACCUUCCCACGUACAUGGGGCUAAGGGAUACAAUACAGCUAUUGCUUCUGAAAGGUUCUUACCAAAUGGAUAAAACAGA
Messenger RNA from Pseudopodoces humilis (Tibetan ground-tit), 1164 nucleotides. The record is from RefSeq and is a predicted model, not a curated record. NCBI's taxonomy places the organism in Eukaryota, Metazoa, Chordata, Aves, Passeriformes, Paridae.